AGUUUUGUGUAGUUUCUAUGACAUACAUAUAUUUAGAAUACGUGAAUAUAUACGGUGGACUUGUGAUAUCAACUUGCUUUCGGGGAUCCAUUAUUGUGACCUAGUUAUAUCAAGUCACGUGACCCACUGAGAGGGAAAUACGAACUGUGAAUACUGUAUUUACAUUGUGAUGACAUGGAGACUGCCGAUGAUGGUGUGGCGAGAAGAAAAUUAAAUUUCGGUGCAAGAUCUUUCGCUAAUAAGACUUUCUAUGUGGACGUAAGAAGUGUUUCUGUGAGGAAUAAGGUAGUAAAGCAUAUUCACGAUUUAGGAGGUAACGUAGAGACUUUUCUGGGCAACGAUAUCCACGUUUUUGUUACAGACACCAAGAACAACAAACGCCAAGAUCGUGUACGUGAACUCAGUCGUAAUAAUACCAGAGAUGGGAGUUCUUAUCCUGAUAGUCCAUCCCCCGGGGGAAGCUGCCUGCCCCUUAGUCGAGGUAAAGCCCUCCUUCUCAAGGCCAGAGGGAAUGGGAGUGAAAAUUCAAGUGCAGUGGAUCGGGGGCUCAGUAGUAAUGUUAUGAUACAAAAAGCCACAGAAAUGGGGCUAAAAAUAGAACACGUUCACACGUUUUUAAAGAAAUGUAAAACAUUAACUGGGUCAAGUAAAAUUAAAAGUAAACGCGAUACACUUGGCGAUAUAGUGCCUUUAACUUGGGACAAUGAUAUUAUAGUGGUCAAAAUAGAAGAUGCCUCCAAGUCAUAUAAACCAUUACAUAAGCAGUUCAGUAAAUUACCUAUGGUGUACGCAGAUAAUGGGGGCGGAUCACCCUUUGAUGGUCCUGUGGUGUUAGAAAAGCCAGAAUGUGUUAAAAGUUUUAAGAAAGCUAAAUCGACUAGAUUUUACACUGCCAAAGGUGGUUAUUGUGAAAUGUGUGACUUUUAUUUUAAGAAUUCAUUAAAGGAGCAUUUGUUAAGUGAAAAACACCUUUCGUUCGUUGACGACGAGUCUAAUUUUAAGGGUAUUGAAACGGUCGUUGACAAACUACCAAACAUUAGCAAAUUUUUAUCUAAAUUCUGCAUUAAUCCGCGACCGGCAAAUUCAAUUAACCCGGUUGAUCCUAGUGGACCUACUAUUGAUAAAAGAAUAGAAGAUGAGAAUAAUAAUACGAAUGAAAUUGUCAUGGAAAAAGAAAAAGAAUCAAGUGAAAAGACGGAAAUUAAUGAUGACGUGGUUGUGCCCAUGGAGGACGAAGAACAAGAUUUUACGUCCAGUGACACGAUUAUCUAUGAUUUCCAAGACCAGUAUAAGGGAGAUAACUCCAUUUUACCACCCUCAACUAAAGCAGACGCCGAAGCUGAACCGAAUAACGUAGAAUAUGCGACAAAUAUGUUUAGUGACGAUUCUCAACAAGAUUCCCAAACUGACGUUCUAAAAGACCUGAUUCAUAAUUGGACUUUAAGUGAGGCGCCAAAUAUAUCCUCAGUUUCGAGUCUAGUUAAUUUCGACGUUAUGUCUUGUGGUACACAUGACACCAAUGAACAUAAAAAUAUUGUGCCCGGAAAAGUUGUUCCCGGUUUACCAAAGCCUGUUGGCGUGGAACCGUCGUACAGUGACUCGGAACCAGAAGUCGGUAUGUCUUUUAGCACUCCCAGAGCCGAGGAAAACAGUUCGUCUGGCGAAAUGCCGCUCCUAUCCCCACAAUUGAAUCGAAAACAAACCGCCGUCGAAGCGAUCGAGAGAACAAUGCCGGUAAUCAACGAUGAUCGAGUUAAGCCCCAAAAACGCAAACACGACGAUGUGUUAGACGAGUGUGUGUAUUAUACAAAGAAAACAGAUGACACUAAGCUUAAAAUUAAACUAUGUAAAGUGACACCCGCAAGACAGAAAACUAAUUUGAAAAUGUUUUGGAAAGUGCGAAAAACGGGAGAAUGUCGACUUGUGUUUAGCGCCGGUAAAUCUAAAAAACCCUUAGGGGAAUCAAAUGAUUUGAAUAGUAAUAUCCAUGAAAAUAGUCCGUCCAGAAAACGACAAAGAACUCUAAACUUUUAAUUUCGAUUUGUCCAAAUCACGAUAUUGUUACACCAAAGACCAUUGAUAACUCGGUUAUAACUUAUUAUUUUAUUUUGACAUUUUUAUUUAUUUUAUCUGCAUAAUACUCAAACUGACAUUUUUGUGGGUCCUGUUUUAUUAUCACAUUUGAUUUUAUGGAUGUGCAAUAAUCUGUCCAAAUGUUGACUCGUGUGCAAGGCCAGUAGGUCUACAUUUAUAAUUAUUUUUCGCCUAUUUCUAGUGUCGAACUAACAUUGGAAUCUCAAUCCAUUCAGUACCCAAUUAACUUAGUCAAACGUUGGGCAAUUUAUAAUGUGAUAUUGUGUUAGUUGUUUCUUUUUUUUACAUUUAAUUUGUAGGAUAUUAAACCCGAAAAUAUUUGUCAAGUGCAAAUUGUUUUUCUUCUGAUUAUGUACUUAUUUCAUUUUUUGGAUAACAGUUAUUAACACAUUGUCUCUGUUGCUAGCAACAGUCGGCGGUUUUAAUAGAUCCGAAAGGCUAUUUUUAUAUUUUAAAUGAAAUCCCGAACCUUUGUGCUAUGUUUACACAGAGAAGACCAUUUCUUAUUUGUGUUAUAAAUUUCAAACUGGACUACAUGCGUUUUAAGUAGGCGCUUGAAUCUAAACAAAAAUCCAUUUUCUUGUAUACCAGUACACCAUUUUAAUUGACAUAAUAUAGUGAAAUUCUGCAAUUACAUUCACGUUACUUUUAUUAUGAUGUGUAAUAAUAUUGUUAAUACGUUUUUUUUUGUAAUAAA
Patella vulgata (common limpet) is the source of this 2791-nucleotide messenger RNA. RefSeq names its product protein DBF4 homolog A. Gene Ontology annotation, cellular component: nucleus; Dbf4-dependent protein kinase complex. The record is from RefSeq and is a predicted model, not a curated record. Lineage: Eukaryota; Metazoa; Mollusca; Gastropoda; Patellidae. The transcript has a single exon. Gene Ontology annotation, biological process: regulation of cell cycle phase transition; positive regulation of nuclear cell cycle DNA replication. Bases 175 to 2034 code for a protein of 619 amino acids. Gene Ontology annotation, molecular function: nucleic acid binding; zinc ion binding; protein serine/threonine kinase activator activity.